Molecule: messenger RNA, 2341 nt
Organism: Lolium rigidum
Lineage: Eukaryota; Viridiplantae; Streptophyta; Magnoliopsida; Poales; Poaceae
Exons: 5
Coding region: 1-1995 (664 amino acids)
Source: RefSeq, a predicted model, not a curated record
AUGGCGGACUCGCAGGUGGAGGGCCUGCGGAAGGCGUACGCGGAGAUCAUGCUGAACAUGGCCAAGGAGUCGGCGGCGCGGGUGCUGGCGGCGGAGCGCCGCGCGGCGGCCCUCGCCGGAGACGUCGCGGCCGCCAAGGAGGAGGGCGUCGCCACGCUCUGCCGGCUCAAGGGCAUCAUGGAAGACAAGAUUAAACAGGUGGAAUUGCAAUCUUUGGCACAUGUUAGAACGAUCAAUGAACUUCAGGAGCAAUUACAUGGUGCUCAGAAUACUGUGGCCUCCCUUCAAGUUGAGCUGCAGAGAGCAAAUACCAAAUUGGAGGAGACACAGAAAACUUUAGCAGAGGAAAGAAUGAAUAUCCUUCCAACUUGCGAUAAGGUUGAUUCAAAUAAAAGCAAGAUCUCUCGUUCUAAGAUGCAUCUCCAAAACAGAAGUGUGUCAUCAAAGAACAAUAAUGUCUUGGAUGCCAUUUGCAGUGUUCCCACUGAUGCUAAGGAAAACAAGUCAUCAUUUAGAGCAAGAAAUAAGAAAUCUGAGUUGUAUCGUAAUGGUUGUACGCAGCGUAUUCAGGCUCUUAAACAGCGAAGUCCUAGUGCAGAUUCCUCUGAAACAAACAGGAAACAGGCUAGUGCAUCGAAUAACCGUUCGAAGACUGGAAAGAACGACAAUGCUAAGAAUACAGGACAGACAAGAUCCAUCAUGGAACAGAUACUUCAAACAAAGUUUCUGGGGAACUGCAAGGGCAAGAGAGGUCAACGGAGCAGGCCUAGUUAUAUGCAUGAUAGUUCUGAUGUGCAUGUGAAAACAGAAGAUAAACCAUCUGAUACCCCUGAACAAAACGGGUGUUUGCUGCUAAUUCAGGCACUCGAACUGGAGCUUUCCGCUCCACAAUUGUUUACUGGACAUAGUGGUGAAGGGUUAACUAAUUUCAAGGAUGACUUGCUGAUGGGUGGGAAGGAUGCUGAAUCUAAUCUUUCUAUGGCCUCCCCUGGACCGAUAGAUGUACAUGCGGCCAGCAACUUGCAAAUAAUAAGGAGAAAAAGAUCUAAGACUGUUAGGGUUUUUGAAACUGGUUGUUCGGAAUCCAAAAGUGCUCCAGGUAACAAUCUGGUAAGAUCAACCAGUGAGGAUACCACUUUUAAGAGUGAGCAGCGCUCUGAAAGGAUAGAAGGCCACUCUGAUACACCAAAGGUAAACAAUGUUUACCUUUUGAGUGAUGCCGCUGAAAAGUUGAUGCGUUCGAGUGAUGCCGCUGACAAGUUGAUGCAUCCAAGUGAUGCCACUGAAAACUUGAUUAACCCGAGUGGUGCCAAUACUGAUCAAUUUCUGGCUGUGGACAGCUCACUGCUAGCUCUUCAGUCAACCAAAAGUCAAGUUGAUGGUGAAGGUGCAUUACGUGUGGACCACCCAAACUGUGGAACAUCAGAGUUUAAUUUAGGAAAUCAGGAAGAAGUGAAAGCAGAUGAAAGUUGCAAUUUAGCUUCAGACAGAGUUGGUCCUGUAAUCACCAGCUCCUUGGAGAAAGAACAAAGCGUGAAGCCAUCCUCUGGUGUUUCUGUGCAAGCUGAAGGCGGCAGGUGUAUCAAAUACACAUUCAAUCGCAGGAAACGCAAGAAUGUGUCUGUAGAUAGCACUUCUCAAGGUGCCGUCCCUGAGAAGAGCAGCAGUCUGGUCAGUCUAGCUGACAAACAAGAGUCUCAGACAAAGCCUGAGACACAAAAUCUCUUGGUAGAGUCACCUCGAGGCAACAAUCGCAGGAAACGCAAGAAUGUGUCUGUAGAUAGGAAACGCAAGAAUGUGUCUGUAGAUAGCACUUCUCAAGGUGCUGUGCCUGAGAAGAGCAGCAGUCUGGUCAGUCUAGCUGACAAACAAGAGUCUCGGAAAAAGCCUGAGACACGAAAUCUCUUGGUAGAGUCACCUCGAGGCAACAAUCAUCUAGUCAAUAUUGCCCAACAGCUCAUUAUAUUGUCAGGGCUGAAGAGACAAAAAAGCUGAAAGGCAGGAUCAGCUUGGUGAUAUGAUAUACAAGAGUGCCCCCAAUAAGCAGUAGGGUUCAUCAAGGGACGAGAAGGUACAUCUGGCAGCGGCAGCAGCAAGCAGAGAUCAAGAAAUCUAGGUCCUAGUUUAGCAUGCGACAAAGUGUGACUUAAUACAUACCUUAGCCUGAGAGUUAAUGUUCUAGUAGAAUGUAUAAAUUAGGCUGCAAUUUUGGAACUGUUAUAUAGCGGAGGAUGGAUUUGGAUUAAUUGUUUUAAGCAGGUGAUAAACAUCAAAUAAUUAUGUUAAUUAGGCAGGCAAAAACUCAGUUGGAAAGAAUUGCUCUCUGGAGCGAAUAGGUGGU